GUCUUCAUCGCACAGAUUCAUGGCCCUUGAGGAGCACGCAGCUUCCGACUCUGCCGUCUCCGGGAUUCGGUGGGACCUUUUCUUCCCCUGCACUGUCUGUUCCUGGGCAAGCUCUCCUCCUCCUUCCGAUGGGCUCUUUGGUUGCCAAGCUGCUUCUGCCAGCUCUCAGCAGCCUGGCUUUCCUCCCGACCAUUAGCAUCGCAGCCAAGAGGCAGUUCCACAUGGAGGCUAUGGUCUAUUUCUUCACCAUGUUCUUCGUAUCGAUCUACCAUGCCUGUGACAGCCCAGGACUGUCCAUCCUCUGUUUCAUGCAAUACGACACCCUCCAGUACUUCAGCAUCUACGGGACGGCCUUGUCAAUGUGGGUGUCGCUGAUGGCCCUGGCAGAGUUUGAUGAGCCCAAAAGGUCAACUUUUCUGAUGUUUGGCGUGCUCACCAUUGCGGUCAGGAUCUACCAUGACCGAUGGGGAUACGGUGUUUACUCAGGACCAAUCGGGACAGCUGUUCUGGUGAUAACCAUAAAAUGGUUGCAAAAGAUGAAAGAGAAAAAAGGCCUGUAUCCGGACAGAAGUGUCUACACACAGCAGAUUGGACCUGGCUUCUGCUUUGGAGCCCUGGCACUGAUGCUGAGGUUUUUUUUCGAGGAGUGGGACUACACCUACGUCCACAGCUUCUACCACUGUGCCCUAGCCAUGUCCUUUGUCCUCCUGCUGCCCAAAGUGAACAAGAAAGCAGGCAACGGGGGAUCCCCAGCCAAACUGGACUGCUCAACACUUUGUUGCUGUGUUUGAUUCGGGUUGCCUUUGUUGGUGGGGGACACUGAAGAGUCCACCACUGGAACUGAAGACAUGUCUGCACCAGAGUCUUUUCCAUGUUUUGCCCAGGCCCUGUGUGGCUGGCCACCUGUCCCACUGAAUGUCACCUACCAUUAACAACGCCAAGAGUUCAAUAAGCCACCUACCUGGCAUAUGCAAAAUCA
Molecule: messenger RNA, 979 nt
Organism: Gekko japonicus
Lineage: Eukaryota; Metazoa; Chordata; Lepidosauria; Squamata; Gekkonidae
Gene: MYMK
Product: transmembrane protein 8C
Exons: 5
Coding region: 129-791 (220 amino acids)
Cellular component (GO): plasma membrane
Source: RefSeq, a predicted model, not a curated record